UAUCUACGGAUUACUUCUAAAUUUAAAAGAACUAUAGAAGAAGGCCAUUACAAAUAAUCAACACAAUGAAUCGUCUCUCGUGUUUUCUUCUCACUAUUGGAUUGUGCAUAGGUUUGAGUAACGCAAAGUGGAAUGAAAAAAACUCCGUGCACUUUAAGAACUCUCUUGGUCGAAACAAUAUCUUGAAGAUUAAUUGUAUAUCUAACGACGACGAUCUAGGCUUCCACUAUCUACGGCCUGGAGAAACCUAUGAAUUCAGUUUUCAUGACAGUGUUAUUAAAACAGAAUUCUUUUGUGACCUAUGGCAAGGGCCAAAUUUUAAGUUCCAUGCAGGGUUCACCGGAUAUGAAGGUGGUGGUCUUAUAGUUCAUUACGGUAAAAAGAACUUUUGGGAUGCUAGAGAAGAUGGAAUUUACUUCACACAUGGCCAAAAAAUGCCCAAGUUAGAGUAUACGUGGAAAUGAUAACUGAUAAGUUGCUCAUUUUGUUUUAAGUUUAACAAAAAUAAUUUAUUUAUUGUGUAUUGUGGAAAGGAAACCUUUGUAACAAAUAAUAAAAAGCACAUUUAUAAUAUAAAUUUAACUUAUUAUAUAAGUGAAAAACUGUGUAUAAAUAAUAUUGACUUUCUUAACAUUGAAUACCACGAUUUAUACCUAAGCAUGAACUAAUUUAAUACUUGUAUCUACAAGCAUGUGAGAGCAUCAUUAUCACAUGAUUUCUCUAUAGGGUAUUUCAAAUAAUUUACUAAUAAUAUAAUUUAAUUACUUAAGUUAAAUUUUAUUAAAAAAAUAAUUUAUUUUAAAAAUAAAUAAAUCUACUCAUUAAAUGACACAUAAUAUGUGAAUAUUUCAGAAUUUCUGUAAAUAUUCUUCCAGAAGAAAAAACUGACGUUCACUUUCUAAUUUUUCUAUUAUUAUUACUAGGUUAAGAAUCCGUGCAAUAUUGCACAAAAAUCAUUUAUAAAAAUAAUUAUACCACACUUUAUAACUUAUAUUUUAUAUAAAAUAUCUUAAUUUUACUUUUAAAAAAAUUACUGUGUCAUAACGUAGAUUACAAUAUAAACUUGUGUAGAGGUUUGUUCGGAGCCUGGAAAUGCAAUAAAUUUCGUUAAUGUCACUAUUCAAAGUGACUAAAUCACAAACUUUGUUGUCAUGAACCUUGUUUUGACGCAUCUGAUUUUUACUAUGAAUUCGGUGUCACCUUAUCUUAGAUUUCUCUCUACUCUGCUAUCUUUUAUGCUUUGUUGUAUUAUGUUUGUAGAGUUUUGUAUAACUCUCCUUCUAAGUGUAAUCUGAAUGUUUAAUGUUUAGUGAAUGUAGUGCUCUAAAAAAAACUUGAGAGCUAAUAGUUUUGCAUCUAAGCUUUAGAGAAUUCAGAGAUGGUGUUGUGAACAGUUUUUUUAAUUCAAUGAGAAAAGAACUUGUGCACCAGAUAUGCUAUGUAAUCUUUGUAUAUUCCCCUCUCAAAUGGAGCAAGAUUUCCAUUCAUGUAAGUGCGCUAGAAAAUGUGUUUUUAAUAUCAAAGGAAGAAACCUUAGGCAUGGUCAAGCUUCUCAACAAAGCUGAAAGGGAUAGCAGUGCUACAAAGAAGAUUUCAAGCUUUCUUACAUCAUUCGGGCUAAAAAUGUAAUCGAUGUAUUUUAGCUAAGACUGCACGAUUUUUUCAUAGAGAUUUUAUUUUAUUGGUUAUUUUAUUUCGAUCUGUCUUUUCAAACCACCUCUUGUUGAGUAAUAACAUAAUUUUGAUGUCAAACAAAUACAUCAGAAAACGGAACAAGAAGUACAAUUUCUUAGUCCUAUAAAAGAUAAUCGUUUCUUUUACUUAAAGAAGUCGUCCAAAGUAUGGCUGGAAAAAAAAAUCCGAAUCCGAAGAACCGAAACCGAUCCAAAAAAGUAGUACCGAACCCGAACCGAAAUUGAUUAAAUAUCCGAAAAGAUUCAACAUUUUGGUAUCUAGAGAACCAAAACCGAACCCGAUCCGAACCGAAGUAUUUUGGGUACCCGAAAGUAUUACACUUGAAUUCAGAUAUGCAAUCCAAUUUACCCAAAUGAUAACUAAUAGACUGUAAAAACAACAAAACAGAUUAGAUAUAACAUAUAUAAAAUCAUAUGUAUAAUUAAAGAAAUAUAAUAUUAUUAAUAUAAAUGAUGCAUACAAAUUAUAAAUUAAUUUAAAAUUAAAAGUAAAUAGUAAUCAAUUAUUAUAGUAUAUUGGCCUAGGUG
This is a messenger RNA of Brassica napus (rape), 2222 nucleotides long. Its product is annotated as S-protein homolog 8-like. The record is from RefSeq and is a predicted model, not a curated record. The coding region runs from base 66 to 464 and encodes 132 amino acids. NCBI's taxonomy places the organism in Eukaryota, Viridiplantae, Streptophyta, Magnoliopsida, Brassicales, Brassicaceae. The transcript has a single exon.